AUGUUGAUACAGUAUUUAAUUGUAUCAGCCUUAAUAUGUCAAAGCUUUAGCCUUACUGGUCAUUACAUGAAUGGUGCUCCAAUCAAUAGAAAAUUUCAUGUACACCUGACUCGAAAUAGAGUCUGGGGUGUACCAUUUGAAAUAUCACAAGUAUUUUGCGGAGGUUCAAUAAUCAGUGAACGGUGGAUUCUUACCGCUGCAUAUUGUGUUUUUAAACUUCCAUCAAACACUCAAAUUGAAGUUGUAGCUGGUAGAGAUUCCAUCAGCCAAAGACUUGAUCCUAAUCAACAAAAUCGUAUGGUCACUUCGAUACAUAUUCAUCAUUCAUAUCCAGGAUCAAAUGCACAACAUGACAUUGCUCUUCUAAAAGUCAAAGAACCUUUUGAUUUCAAUUACUACGUUGGAAAAAUAAGCUUUGAAAAAAUAAACCCUGUAAGAAUUUUAUCUGAUUAUGAAUAUAAUACUGAAAGUACUAUUGAUGAUUUAAGUAACAGUGUAGCUAUUGUAAGUGGCUUGGGUUCAAUUUCACGAAAUUACACUGUAAUUAUACCAGAAUAUUUGCAAUAUGAAGAGGUAUCAGUCAUCGACAAUGAAUAUUGUAGAACUAUAAUUAAAGAAGCGGUGAGUGGUGGAAUGUUUCCAUGUGGAGUGGUAGAUGUUCCAUCGGUAUACACAAGAGUUCCAAGUUAUGUAGAUUGGAUUAACAACACAAUGGAACUUAAAUAA
Molecule: messenger RNA, 726 nt
Organism: Aphidius gifuensis
Lineage: Eukaryota; Metazoa; Arthropoda; Insecta; Hymenoptera; Braconidae
Product: coagulation factor IX-like
Exons: 4
Coding region: 1-726 (241 amino acids)
Biological process (GO): proteolysis
Molecular function (GO): serine-type endopeptidase activity
Source: RefSeq, a predicted model, not a curated record